Ciona intestinalis (vase tunicate) is the source of this 2892-nucleotide messenger RNA. The record is from RefSeq and is a predicted model, not a curated record. NCBI's taxonomy places the organism in Eukaryota, Metazoa, Chordata, Ascidiacea, Phlebobranchia, Cionidae.
GUUAUAGUUUUGGAUAUUUGCAUAGUCUACACACUAAACAAGCGUGUGACUUCUUUAAAUUCUUCUUAUAAUUUAACACACAGAUUACUAUACAUUGUUUGGUAUAUAGUGGUCGCUAUAUCGUGUAGGAUGUUUUAAUGAAAACAUGGUAAAACAAAAUACAGUAUAAGGGUGGGGGAAGAUGGGACACCUUCUAACUUUAUUUUUUCGUCCCAUUGAGUAGUAAACAAAGAACAUUUUAAGAAUUAUAAAACUAUAUUACAACGACUUCCAAAGACCGUCGUUAAUUAAUUAAAACACAAUUAGAAUAUUUGGAUAAUAUGUGCUAAAGGUGUCCCAUCUUCCCCCACCCCACUAUAUAACAAUUUUUAGGUAAAGGUCUGGUUAUUUAGAGGCCGUAGACUUAUGUAGGUAACGUUCGAACAAACAGACUGAAGUGUAUAGCACGCAACGACUUUGCGUGGGUGGAUUGUUUAACAGUGCGAAUCAUAAUCUAGCGUGCGUAACAAACCGCAUUAAUACUGAGAGGUGCUGUUAAUUCCAAUCCUGAGUGUGUGUGUUUUAACGCAGAGCUUAUGCAUAGCCUACAUUUCGAGGAAUACAAAAAAAAGAUCUUUGAAAUAUUUUUUUCGUUAAAUAAAUAAAAUAAUAUUGUCUUUGUCUUAGUUAAAGCUUUACUAGACCGUCGAACAAACAUUUCGAAUUUAAAUUUGCAUCAAACAAUAGAAAAGGUUGCAGCGACAGUAAGAAAACAGAGAAAAAAGAGCACGAAAGAGAGAAACACCGUCGAUCAUUUUCGUGUAGGCUAUACUGUUAAAUAUAUUUAUUGAGGUCUCUCUUGAACUGAGAUUAGAUACAUUGCAGUGCAAACGUCAUUGAAUACAACAGGCUUGCUAGGCGCUUGGACUCGAUUAAUGGAAUUGAGCAGUUUUGUCUUACAUUUUGUGUGUGGAUUUGCAUCACUUUAACAGUGUUUGUUGUGACACUUCGGUUUUCACCAGCUUUAUUAUACUUUGGAAAAAGAAGAGGUUUCGAUGGGACAGAUUAACUGCUGUAGUAAAGCAAAAUUAGAGCUGCGACAAGAGAACCAACGUCCAGGUUACAUGGUACCGUAUGAUAAUCGUGAAGAGACCCGGCCAUCACUCGUUCAACCUCAAGAACCGACAAACGAAAAUGCCACGCAACAGCAUGCACAACCAACUAAACCUCCGGAUGCACGCGCUGAACCAUCACCAACACCUGCUAAAACCAAUGACUCUGUUGGAACAAACUCUGUUGAGGAGGUGACGAGAAAAGAAAUUGUACCACCAAGUGAUGAUGAAAAUUUCGAUUCUACUAACCAUUUCAAUGGUUCGAUGCCAGACUCAGAUUUACAAGCGCAAGGUUUUUCAUUUAUUGACGAAGAUGAUCCUGAAACUUAUAACACAUCUCAUGAUACGUUUCCAAAAGAUCAUGGAUCAACAGUAGAUGCCUCCUUAGAAUCUUGUAGCUCAGCAAAAGUUCAAUUUAUGAAAUUACAGGAAACAGAGAAGUUUCGCGCCCACUCAGGGUUCACUAAAAUGGACCCACCAAGUCUAACGCCAGCAAGAAGGCGUCGUCGUCAAAAUUCUUUAAGACACCCAAGAAACAUCGAUGAUUGCUCGCAGAAUAUUUCCAUGCAAACUUUACACCAUCCAUCAACGGAAUAAAAGAUUGGGUCGAGAAGUUACGUAUGUAGUACUGCAAAUAGCGAUGGUAACAUCUAUUCAGCAAUAAUACUGACGUUUUAUACAGAGCGGAUAUUUUCUCAAUUGUUAUUUUUCUAUGCUUUUGUGUUAUGUUAUAUUAAAUUAGUUGUAUUCGUUUAUUGUUGGUGGCUGUAUCAAUUAUUGUUAAUAAGUAAAAAAUAACACUUUUUGACAACUUCGGGAUGAAGGCGAUUUGGGAGCCUAUAUAUAAUACGCAUUAACAACAUGAGCCAAAUACACUGAACACCCACUAUCAAAAUAAUGUUUUUAAAGGCGUACAUUAUUCAUUAGUUCUUUACAUAUACCCGAAACCAACGUGCUAAACCUAAUGCUAUGCUAAUAUGAAGCAGUUUUGCCGCACAAACCACACAUUUACCAUUCUCACUCACGGCUCGACUACAUCAGUUCAAACAGAAAAGCAUUAGAACUUCGGCAACAUAUACAUCGUUCAAAGCGGCGCAUUAAUAGUGGACGAUAAAAAUUAAACGGUGCUAAGAACAAAUAAAAAUUAAACGGUGAGAACAAAUACAUGAAAGUAACAGAUAUAAGAUGUAAGAUGUACCCGUGACGUCAUGAAAUGCAUUUGAUGCAACAAGACUUAGGGUCCGAAAUAUGUAUAUCGAUACAGUAUUAUAGGUGUACUAAACGGAUGAGAGUUUAAUCUUAAACACUUGAAGCCCCAGCAGUUAAUGGCGGAAAUUCGAUGCCUUCUGUUAAAACAGUCUGCAAGAAAAGUAUGGUCUAUAGGCGAAGGUAAACGCGUGAUAUGCGAUGGCCAAUGAUAAAUUAUUCUAUUUAUAACAUUAUAUAAUUUAUGAAGAUCGUUACUCCGAUUUAUUUAAUCAAUUUUUGUAAACUGUAUGCAAUAAUAUGAUUAUAAGAAACCUAAAAAUAUCGAAUAGAUUUAAAAAAAAGUUUAAACAUCAUUGUGUUCCGCCGUGUUCAACCAAGUUUGUGCAAAGCUGCCUUUCAGUUUGUAUUUAAAUAAAAAAAAAACAUUUUCUUUCCUAGAAUAGGUGCUUCCGGAUUAUUGCUUCCAUACCACCUUAUAAGGUUAAUUUGGUUGUUCAGUUGAACCAAUAUAAAAAUGAACCAUACACACUUUAUAGCGUACAGUGAGAUGUCUAUUUAAUUAUAAGCUUAUGUCGUAUAGCAGUCAGUUGCA